This is a messenger RNA of Spea bombifrons (plains spadefoot toad), 4604 nucleotides long. RefSeq names its product alpha-2-macroglobulin-like. Lineage: Eukaryota; Metazoa; Chordata; Amphibia; Anura; Pelobatidae. Gene Ontology annotation, molecular function: endopeptidase inhibitor activity. The record is from RefSeq and is a predicted model, not a curated record. Gene Ontology annotation, cellular component: extracellular region. The coding region runs from base 78 to 4505 and encodes 1475 amino acids. The transcript has 36 exons.
AGUGUGCGUGUAAUUUAAGGCUGACUCGCAUUCGGGCAGAGGACACACCAGAGGCAGUUGUCCAGCCCUGACACACGAUGCUGCCCCGGGUUUUGUACGCGGGGUUAAUCCUAAUGCAGGUCUCCUGGACCCUGGAGACCAAAUUGCAUUAUGCUGUGGUUGUCCCUUCCGAGAUCAUAGCUCUCCGUCCCCAGCUCGCGUGUUUUGACAUUGAGGGAGCAAAGGGAGAAAGCAGCAUCCAGCUCUCCCUGAGCACGGUCAACGGAAACUCCACCUUGGUAGAGAAGACCUUCAACAAGGACUCUCUGUUCUCCUGCGUUUCAUUUCAGGUCCCCAACCCCACCGAGGAGAAUGAAGAAGUUGCCACAUUGGACGUUUCUAUUCAUUCUUCAUCUGAAUCUGUCUCCAAAAAAACAAAAGUUCUCCUGAAGAAGGAAAGAAACGGGAUUCUGGUCCAAACAGACAAACCCAUAUACAAGCCUGGACAAACCGUGAAAUUCCGAGUCCUUUCCAUCAAGGAAAAUCUCCAGCCAAGGACACAUCAGAUUCCUGUCAUCGAAUUACAGGAUCCAGGCAAGAAUCGGAUCGGCCAAUGGCUGAAUGUAAAUUUAAAUCAGGGGAUUGCUGAGUUCUCCUUCCCACUCUCAGAUGAGCCCGUGAUGGGGGAAUAUUCCAUCAAGGUGAAAGAUCAUGUCCAUCCCUUCUCGGUGGAGGAAUAUGUGCUGCCGAAAUUCGAGGUCAGUCUGGAGUUCCCUAAAGUUGUGAUGUUUAACAGUGACCAUUUCCCGGUUAAAGUAUGUAGCAGGUAUACGUACGGGAAGCCAGUCCAAGGUGUAUAUAGUGGCAGUGUCUGCCGAAAACGUUAUACUUACUCCUGGAGACAGGACCAUGGUUUGCCUUUAGAGCUGUGCAAGAACAUCACUGGAAGGUUGGACAAAUCUGGAUGUUCCACAACCGAAUUGAAAUCCGAUAACUUUAACUUAACCAGCAAUGAAUUCCAACUGAAUUUAGAAGGAACAGCUUCGGUCACUGAGGAUGGGACAGGAGUUGAGCUAUCAACAUCCAGUGGAACCUCUAUAUCAAAUACCUUUGACAAAGUAUCUUUCAUUGAUGCUGACAACAGCUACAAGGCAGGGAUCCCAUACAGUGGUAAGCUGAAAGUUGAAGAUGCCAUUGGAAACCCAAUUGCAGACAAGGAAGUCUACCUCUCCUGCUCUAACCACGGCCAUACUGAAGAGCUGACUUUAAUAACCGAUAAGAAUGGACAAGCGGUCUUCAAGCUGGAGAACACCAACAACUGGCAAGCCCAGACUACCAUAACGGCCAAGACAAACAAGGAGAACGUUCCAUACAAACCUGGCAUUAUUCAGCCACUAUACGGUUACGCGCACCUGUCACUUUCUCCGUUUUACUCCAAGAGUAAGAGUUUCCUGAAGCUGCACUCCCUGCAGAAUGUUCUACCAUGUGAGGGGCAACAAGAAGUCCAGGUGGAAUAUAUCAUUCAACACACGGAGCUGGAGAAAGAGGCCAAGCACUUGGAUUUACACUAUCUGAUGACUUCUAGAGGAUCUAUAUUGGAUUCUGGAUCUAUAGAAAUUCCGAUAAAUAAUCCUGAUCAAGAUCUAAGCGGUAGCUCCAACUUCAAGCUCCCUCUGAGUGUGGAAGCCUCUCCAAACCUGCAAGUGAUUGUGUUCACUCUACUGCCAGGCGGGGAGAUCAUCGCGGAUUCCGCCAAAUAUACUGUUACUAGAUGCUUCCAGAAUAAAGUAUCCGUUGGGUUCACUCCUGAUGAAGUUCUUCCCGGAUCAGAUGUUUCUCUGCAGGUUCGGGCAGAUGCUGGAUCCCUCUGUGGCCUGAGGGUUGUGGAUAAAAGCGUGGUGCUAAUGAAACCCGAAAAGGAGCUGACGGCAGACAAAGUUCACUCUCUGUUUCAUUUUUACGAUUAUGGAGGGUACGAUUAUCGGAUCCAAGAGGAUGAACCUCACUGUUUCCCUGGCCGUUGGCCUACAUUCCCUCGAGUUCCACUCACUCCACGAUUAACCAGGAGCAUCAUCCGCCCGUGGUUUAGAGAUGAACAUGUGGAUGUCUACAGCUUAUUUAAGAACUUAAAAUUAAAAAUAAUGACCGAUGCUGAUAUUAUGAAGCCCCUGAAAUGUGACAGAUAUUUUACUUUGGGAAUUCCAUUUGCAUCACCUGGGCUUCCUGGUUCUCCUGAGAUACAAGCAAGAAUACCUACGAGAGGGAAUGUCCUGCUAGACAGCGGGCCAGCCAACGCGAUUCCUGAUGCUCCACAAAAAGUUGAGACAGUCCGAAAAGACUUCCCUGAGACCUGGAUCUUUGAGCUGGCUGCUGUGGGACAAUCAGGUAGCACAGAACUCCAUCACAAAGCCCCGGACACCAUCACGGACUGGAACGCAGGAGCCUUCUGUAUGGGACCCAGUGGCUUUGGCCUCUCCUCCCCGGCCUCCCUCCGAACUUUCCAGCCAUUCUUUGUGGAUGUCACUCUGCCGUACUCCGUGGUCCGGGGAGAGACCUUUAUCCUCAAAGCCACCGUAUUCAACUACCUUAAAGAGUGUAUAAAGGUUAAAACCACCUUAAAGCUGUCUGAGCAGCUGGAAGAGGAACCGUGUGCCGACUGCCAGUAUACCAGCUGCGUGUGCUCAGACGAGAGCAAAACCUUCUACUGGAACCUGAAAGCCUCCAAACUGGGUGAAGUGAAUAUAACUGUGAGCACAGAAGCUCUGGAGACCCAAGAUCUGUGUAAUAACGAACAUCCUAUCGUCCCCAAACAUGGACAGAUUGACACCGUGAUUAAACCGCUUCUUGUGCAGCCCGGGGGUGUGUUAGAGGAAAAAACAUACAAUCAUCUUAUCUGCCCUCAAAAAGGUGAAGGGGAGUCUAAGCCAGUGAAGAUAUCCCUGAAGGUGCCGGAGAACAUUUUGAAGGAUUCCGAAAGGGCUUACAUGUCAGUGUUGGGAGAUCUGAUGGGAACGGCCAUGCAGAACCUGGACAGGUUACUGGCCAUGCCGUACGGCUGUGGGGAGCAAAACAUGGUCCUCUUCUCCCCCAAUAUCUUCAUCCUUCAGUAUCUGGAAAAGACUCACCAGCUGAAUGACGAGAUCCAGACCAAAGCCAAGAAGUUCUUAGAGAGCGGAUACCAAAGACAGUUGACGUACAAACACGAUGAUGGAUCAUACAGCGCCUUUGGAAAGAAUGACAAAGAGGGUAACACAUGGUUGACCGCCUUCGUAGUGAAGUCCUUCAAUAACGCCCGCCCUUACAUCUUCAUUGACGAAAGUCAUCUAAACCAUUCAUUCACUUGGUUAAAAAACAACCGCCAAGAUAAUGGCUGCUUCAGGAGCGUGGGCAAACUCUUCAAUAAUGCCAUGAAGGGCGGAGUGGACGAUGAAAUCUCCCUGUCAGCCUAUGUAACAGUUGCCCUGUUGGAGUCAGGUAUACCCCCAGAGGACCCUCUGGUUAGAGACGCUCUGUUGUGCCUGAGGAAGGCAGCCACCGAUGUGACCAGCGUGUACACGCAGGCUCUGCUGGCCUACACCUUCACCCUGGCCGGAGAAACGGAUCUCAGGCAAAGUCUGCUGGAAAAACUAUAUGAAAAGGCUGUGAGAGGCGAUGGGCAGCUGCAUUGGGAGAGGAAACCACCUGCUCCCUCCUCUGAGGUUCCAUCCUGGUACCAGGCUCCAUCGGCAGAGGUGGAGAUGACCUCUUAUGUACUCUUGGCUCUGCUCUCCGGACCUACAAAGGACGUGGGCAAAGCCUCUGAGAUAGUGAACUGGUUGAGCAAACAGCAGAAUCCUUACGGGGGAUAUAUCUCUACACAGGACACCAUUGUAGCCCUUCAGGCUAUGGCUAAGUACUCAGAGGUCACGUUCAGUGAUAAAGGCGAUGUGUCUGUGAUCAUCCGAUCGCAUGUUGGCGUAAGGCAAAUCCACGUGGAUCAUGACCACCGGCUCCUCCUGCUGAAAUUCCCGCUGUCAGAGAUCCCCGGGGAUUACUUCGUGUCCACGUCAGGUAGUGGCUGUGUGUUUGUGCAGGCUGUUCUUAGAUACAAUGUUCCCCCAAGUAGAAGUGAUGAAACCUUUGAAAUCAAAGUAGAAAUAAAACCAGAUCAGUGUCCCGAAGAACCAUUGAAAAAGUUCAAUAUGCAGAUAAGCGCUAAGUAUACAGGAUCUCGGGAGAAAUCCAACAUGGCCCUUAUUGAGGUUAAAAUGUUGUCUGGCUUUAUCCCGGUGAAGAGCUCAGUAAGGGAGCUGGAGAAGAGCAAACUGGUACAGAGGAGCGACAUUCAGACCGACAUGGUGACCCUGUAUUUGGAUGAGCUGGGACAUGAUCCCAUCCAUCUCUCCUUCAUGGUGGAGCAAGAUAUUGAGGUGAAGAACUUGAAACCAGCCACAGUAAAGGUCUACGAUUAUUAUGAGACAGGGGAAUUUGCAAUCGCAGAAUACAACUCUCCCUGCAGCUCGGAUGCAAAAUUGAAUGCAAGAUAAGGACUGGAAGGAACGCUGUUGUCUUUCAUGUAAUGAGCUGACUUGAGCUGCUAUAUAAAUGGCAGUAAUAUUUUGAAAUAAACAUCUCUUCAUCGAUAA